Brachypodium distachyon (stiff brome) is the source of this 1521-nucleotide messenger RNA. RefSeq names its product GDSL esterase/lipase At5g55050. The record is from RefSeq and is a predicted model, not a curated record. Gene Ontology annotation, molecular function: hydrolase activity, acting on ester bonds. NCBI's taxonomy places the organism in Eukaryota, Viridiplantae, Streptophyta, Magnoliopsida, Poales, Poaceae. Bases 74 to 1234 code for a protein of 386 amino acids. The transcript has 5 exons.
UCAUAUAUAGGAUAUAUACCCCGCGCGCGCUGAAAUUGAAGAGGCCGGGCGGCAGAUACGGGAGAAGGCUCCAAUGGCGAGUCGUCGUCCUAGCUGGGCGUUGGCGCUCGUCGCGCUGUGCUUGUCGUUCGAGCUAGCGCUGCAGGAGAAGGGCAAGGGUAAGAAGGAGGAUGACAACAACGGCGGCGGCGGCGGCGGCGGGGAGACCCUCGUGCCGGCCAUCUUCGUGUUCGGGGACUCCACGGUGGAUGUCGGCAACAACAACUUCCUGCCCAGGUGCAACGACAUAUGCAGGGCCAAUUACCCGCGCUAUGGCGUCGACUACCCCUCGCAGAAUGCCACCGGCCGGUUCAGCAAUGGCUACAACCUGGCGGAUUACGUAGCUAAACUUCUUGGUUUCCCGGAGAGUCCACCAGCUUUGAAAUCCUUGUCGGAGGAGGGCAUUAUUGAACAGAUGAAAAAAGGCAUCAACUAUGCAUCAGGAGGAUCAGGGCUGCGGAAUCAUACGGGGCACGACCUGUGUGGGCAAGUAUGUACCAUGGCCGACCAACUCGAGAUGUUCACUUCAAACGUCCAAAAGAUGGGGAAGGAGGACUCGUCCGAACUCAUCUCCAGGUCACUAUUCUUCAUCAGCGUUGGCAGCAAUGACUUGUUCGAGUACGCGAAUGAUUCCAAACCACGCCAUAACCGCAACGACACUGAGUUCUUGAAAGGCCUUGUCGACCUUUACAAAAGCUACCUGCAGGAGUUGUACGAAGUCGGGGCGAGAAAGUUCAGCGUGGUGAGCCCUUCGCUGGUGGGGUGUUGCCCGAUACAGAGGGUGCUCGGGAAUCAGAGGAAUGAUACCGACGGGUUAGGCUGCUUCGGCACGGCAAAUAACCUCUCCAGGCAGCUGUACCCUAUGAUGCUGUCGAUGCUCCAGAACAUUGAUCUCCAAGGCAUGAACUACUCCAUCGCCGAUUCGGUCGGGAUGACCGAACUCGUCUUCGAAGGCGUCAUCCCGCCUGGCAUGAACCUGACGGUGGUGGACACGGCAUGCUGUGGCGGUUCAGGGCCGUUGCAAGUGGACAAGUGCAACUCCACGGCUACGCUCUGUCCGAACCGCGACAACUACCUGUUUUGGGACGGCUUCCACGCGACGGACGUUGCGUCGUCCGGCGCGGCCAAGAUGCUCUGCAGCGACGAGGGCUCGUUUGUUCACCCGAUAAACAUUACGAAGCUGGCGACGCUGUAGCCGUGAAGACAUAAAAAAACCCUGACCACGUGGUACUACGUUUACAUGCUUUGGUUGUCGACAUCCUUUCUUAUCAAUAACUCCGGAAUAAGUAGUAGGUUGAGACUACAGGUGUGACAUUUGGGAGAUGUGGUUAUAGAGGCAGGAUUGUCACGUACGUCUGACGAAUUUCGUGUAUGGGCGUGCUUCUCGUCCGAGAUCGUUGUGUUGUACUACGUACGAUUUAUUUUACCAUCGCGUGUUGCUUGUCCCAAAACAGACUUUCAAGCAUGUUACGAUUGUACGAA